Glossina fuscipes is the source of this 1920-nucleotide messenger RNA. RefSeq names its product Hermansky-Pudlak syndrome 1 protein homolog (gene HPS1). The record is from RefSeq and is a predicted model, not a curated record. Gene Ontology annotation, molecular function: guanyl-nucleotide exchange factor activity. Gene Ontology annotation, biological process: vesicle-mediated transport. Gene Ontology annotation, cellular component: BLOC-3 complex. Lineage: Eukaryota; Metazoa; Arthropoda; Insecta; Diptera; Glossinidae. The transcript has a single exon. Bases 127 to 1920 code for a protein of 597 amino acids.
UGCCAAUUUAUUAGGUAUCUGGCAGCGCGUUUAAUUUACGAUAAAGUUUAUUGGGUGUUGUUUUUCAAGAAAGUAUGUUUUUAUAAAGUAAAUGCAUUUAGAUUUUGUGAUUUAGAUUUUUGCAAUAUGAAUGGUUUAAUAGUAUUUAACAAUGCUAAUGAUGUGGUUUACCAUAAAUUCAACGAUAAACUUGCCAAGCAUAUCUAUAAGAUUGCUUCGGUUCAAGGUUUACUGUCAGAGAGUUUCGAUACAUCAACUGCUGCGCCGAUAGACAGUAAUAUAAUUUUGCAAAUCUUUAGUCCCAUUAUCAAUUCCCAACGCAUUAUGCAUUGUCAAUUUGAUAACACCUAUGCCAGUUUUCAAUGUGAGAAUGAUUUAAAUUUUGUAUUUGGCGAGUUGUUAGGCUAUCAGUUCGUGAAGGUUGCUCAGAGGUCGGUGGAAGUUUUGAAAAGGCAUGUCGGAGUGAUAAUGGCGUUAUCUAAGCAUUUUUAUGGAGCGAAUUUGUUUGCUAGCCAAGCCAGUGAAGUGCAGGAAGAAUUGUUUACUGGUUGCCUGGAAUGUUAUGAGGAUUAUUUAUGGCAACACGAUCAAAGUAUAAUGCUAGAAGCUUUGCCUCGCCUGCUCAUAAGUGCCGAACUACGAAAAAAUGUAAAAUUAAGCUUAGAAUCAGCUUUAGAGAAAUUAAAGGAAAUCGGUCAUACAAGAGCACAUGCUUUAAUGUUUGUAUCUCAUAAGUUUGUAGCUGUAAGUAGUACAAAACCGGCCAUACCCCUUAAUCCAUCGGAUUUGCUAUUUCUCACCUUAUUAACGAGAUCCUUGCAAAUGUCUACGCGCUCAAUAAACCGUUCAGUAGCCGUAUUUUUGCAAGGUUUAACGCAAGAUCCCCAUUCAGGCUGCAUUCCUUGCAUAGCUCAUUUGUCUCAAUUGGAAAAGGGCGUACAACUCAUACAGAUAGUCGAAUAUGCCAAUUUGGCAGUAGCUAGUAGUAUGUACGAUACAUUUUUUGUACUGCAAAAAAUUAUUUCUGUGCAAAUGCAAGGGGACUCUGAAGCCCUUAAACCGACUUACGAAAAUUUGGAAACCUUUGUACGGCAAACUUUGGAUGCUUUAAAAAAGUCAAAACUGAAAGGAGACGAUUUGGAAGCGUGCUUGAAGAAGUUCUCAGCCAAAUGGGAAAAUUUACGUAAAAUGUAUGGUGAGUUCUUGAAAACUUAUGAGCGUGAAAUUGUGGUACGCAUAGAAUCAAAUAUACCCUCGUUCAUGGAAGACCUUAAACAAUUAUUCACUUUGUCGUGCUGUGAUAGCUCGGCAAUGAAUUUUCAACAAUUGCCCGAGGUAGCCGCUGUAGCGGAAGGCAAGCUCUUGGAGUUCUCUGAAUUCUUGGCUGUUAAGGCCGAACGCAAUAUAUCGAUCGAAGCCUAUCUGGAAGAUUUCCCUGGACUUAUACAUUUCAUUUACAUCAAUCGUUCGUCUGGCUUGAUGAUUGCCCCAGAUCUUAAAUAUACCAAUCAGCUAAUACCUUCAGAGAAACUAUGGUCUAUGAUCGAAUAUACUCGUAAAUAUUUGAAAAAAGGCCAAACAACGCUCAUGUGGAAAGAUAAAUCGUUCAAUUAUGCAUACUUUUUAUGGUUCGAGGAUCAAACUACUGGUUCAAUUAAGGCCAUCGAUAUGCAGCAACAUUUUAUGGCCUCAUCUAACUCUAGAGCGGCGUUUAAGUGUCAAUUCGAACCCGGAUUAUUAGCCGGUGAUUAUUAUCAUCUUCUAACCGAGGUUUGCUUCCCGAAAGCAUUGCCCAGUAAAAUAAAAUGUUAUGAAUUGUUUUGCAUUCAUUUGGGUUUAGUUACUGCUACUUGUGCAGUAGAGCAUGCCCGACGUCUAGUGGCUACAAUUGCCGAUGUAGUAGGGGAGGAUUCAUUUUAA